Molecule: messenger RNA, 18721 nt
Organism: Toxorhynchites rutilus septentrionalis
Lineage: Eukaryota; Metazoa; Arthropoda; Insecta; Diptera; Culicidae
Gene: sns
Product: nephrin
Exons: 24
Coding region: 1695-6071 (1458 amino acids)
Molecular function (GO): protein binding
Source: RefSeq, a predicted model, not a curated record
CUUUACGCCGUGACGACGUGCCGCGGGAAAAAACGGUUACUAGAACGGUUCUGUGCGUUUGGUGUGUGUCGCUCGCUUUCUCCCUCUCAUCUUCGAAUCGUGAACCGCAGGAAGCUGCCUGCUGUCUCUGUCCCCAGUGUCCCCGGAGGGGUUAGUGUCAUCGGGAAAGGAAGGAUCCUGGCGCGCGAGUGUUGAUCCGUGGUCCGAUCCGAUGGACAGGAUGAUCCGUGAGCGGGAAUCGUGAAUCGUGCGAGUGAAUCUAUCGCGGCGGGAGGAAUUACCUCCUCGAAGCUGCUGUUAUUCGUCCUGGCAGGAAGAAGAGUGCACGGAAAAACACACAAAUACCAGUGCAGGAAGGGUUCGACGAGGCCGGAGGGACACUAGUGACCUAGUGUCUAGUGCGAUAUAGGUGGAACCGUGGAGUAUGUUGGUCGGAUGUGUGGAUAUUACGCGGGACGGAUUGACGGAUGCUGGAUUAUAACCCGAUCGCUUUUCGUAGGGAAUCUAGAAUCGUCCCGGAAAGCAGUCCCAGAGUGAAGUUUUAGUGGAAGGAAAAUUCCUCUCCCUUCGACCGAUUAAGUUAGAUUCAGUGCUUGUGCUUGUGUAAGUUGGGUGCGUGUGUGAGCAAUCUCCCUUCUUGGUGGAUGCUGUGUGGUGUGGAAAUAUGCGGAAAAGCGCUCGCUAGUAAGACGAGAAUUGCGAAAAUUUCGGAACACCAAUACACACAGCCAGUCAGCCAGUCGACGUUGGCCGGACACAGGGAAACAUAGGAUGAUGCUCGCGUGGGAUACAGUGCUGAAGAGAGGGUCCUUUUGACAUCUGGAAGGUUUUUCGCGAGGAGCGUUUUGUUUUUGGUUUGCGAAGGAAUGUUGUAGUGCUGCGUGUGUGUUGUGCCUCCAAAAAUAAUAAUAAUAACAACAACAAAUAGAAGAGCAAAGGCAUCCUUCAGUAUCCUGAAAGGUGGAUACAAGUGCUCUCGAAACGGUGAAAACGUGCAAACGCAUCCUCCCGGUUAGUGCCGGAUGCUGGCUGCAGCCUUCGGAAGCUACAUUUUCUUAACGAGAAUUCCGAUGAUGGAUUCAGUGACGGAAUGUGUGGUUUGAAGUGUUGACAGAAGGUCAGUCCCAUUGAAUACUAUCGCAAAGAGAGAGUGUGAAAAAGGGGGUGGUAGCCAAGAAGCGAUAACGAGAUGAUGCCUCGCCAGAAGCAUCUGGCGGUGAUAAUGGGAGCUCGAUAGAGAGCUUGAAGUCUGCCGCAGUGAAUACACACAGAAUUGGGGUGGAUUUCUAACCCUGGGUGGAUUAUAUCGUGGUGAAAGUCCGAAAGAUUGUGUUUUUGUGCGAACGCGGGUGGCCAGCUCCCAGUGAGAAAAUUUCCACAAUGAUGUGCUGAAAAAGAAGGAUACCUUUACAUCGGUGAAAGAAACAACGCUCAAAUUUCCUCCCUUCAAGUUUCAAGAUAUUUAUAGUUUUGUGUUUUUGCGUUACCUUACACUCUCCUGCCACCACCUGCUUGCUCAUAUUCUUUUUGCGUGUUGUGUUGUGUGAAUUCUACUUUCGAAGCGGUGUAACGCAGCCCCCAAACAAGUGGCGUCCAAAAGUGAGGCUGUCUCCGUGAAUGUGUGCGAAAAAGGUGAAACUCCAAAGGUGAAGUGUUGUGAUAGUUCUUAUUCAUCGUAACAUAGGAAUACCAAAAUGUCUCUUCAGAGGUUGCAGAUUCGGACGAUUCUAGCAGUUCUAACAGUAAUACCAGCCCUGCUCGUCAGUGGCCAGCAGCAAAAGUUUCGAGUGAUGCCUCGGGAUCUGCAGGUGCUCGAAGGAUCCGAAGCGUUGCUGCGAUGCGAAAUUCACAGUCUGGCAGGAGCGGUGCAGUGGACCAAGGAUGGAUUUGCGCUGGGGUUUUCCCAGACCAUUCCGGGCUACCCGCGCUACUCGGUGCUUGGUGACCGCGGUCUGGGCGUGUACAAUCUGCGCAUCUCGAACGCCUCCCUGGAGGAUGACGCCGAGUACCAAUGCCAGGUGGGACCGGCCAAGUUCAACUCGGCCAUCCGUGCCAACGCCAAGCUGAUUGUGAUAUCUCCACCAUCCUCAAUCGAAAUCCAGGGCUACACUCACAACUCCAAGGUGGAGGUCCGGGAAGGUCAGGACCUAACGCUCACCUGUGUGGUGGCCAACUCGAAGCCUGUAGCCCAGAUCGUUUGGUACCGGGGGAACUCCGAAUUCAAGUCCGAUUCGAUCGAAAACAAGGUUGUCCAGACCGAGGGCAAGCGGUACACGGCGACAUCCCAGCUGCGCAUCAAGCCUGGCGCGGACGAUGAUUACAUGGAGUACACCUGCCAGGCCAAGCACAAGGCUCUCAAUCCGGACAAACCGAUGCAGGCGACGGUACAGCUGUCCGUGCUGUACCCACCGGGCGCGCCAUACAUCGAGGGCUACACGCAGGGUGAAACACUGCGCCGUGGCCAGAGCGUGGAACUGAUUUGCCGCAGCCGGGGCGGCAAUCCGCCGGCCCAGCUGAUUUGGUACAAGAAUGGCGUCCAGGUCCGGAUGGCGUACCGGACGUCCGAGCGGCUCUCGGAGAACAUCUACUCGUUCAUCGCCGAGGCCGGCGACAAUAAGGCCAAGCUGCGCUGCGAGGCGAACAACAUCAUGGCGAGCGCGCCCCUCAAGACGGAGGCGACGCUAAGCGUGCUGUUCGCCCCAACGCACGUCACCAUAUCCGGUCCAUCGGAGGCUCGCGUUGGCGACCGCGUGCCAUUACAGUGCCAAACGGCCCCAUCGAAUCCACCAGCCGAGAUCAAAUGGAGCGUGGGUGGCCACCAGGUGAAAAAUGCCACCUCGCGCACCAUCGAAAGCCCGGAAGGCGGCUGGAUAACGACUUCGAACAUCACAACCCCGGUGGACACGGACAAGCGCUCGCUGGUGGUCAUCUGUCACGGGCUCAACAUGCAGCUCACGGAGAAUGUCGUCUCGACCCACACGGUCAACAUCCUGCUGCCACCGAGUCCACCGAUAAUUUCCGGUUACGUGGAAGGCCAAAUCAUUCCGGCCGGAUCCGUGCAGAAGCUGCUGUGUGUUUCCUCCGGGGGCAAUCCGCUGGCCACGCUCACCUGGUACAAGAAUGAUAAGAAGAUAAACUCCGCCAUUAAAACGGUGGACAAAUCGGUCUCGGCGGAGCUGACUAUCCUGGCCAACGUGACCGACAACCAGGCUCGCUAUCGAUGUGAGGCCCAAAAUUCGGCCACCGAGAUUCCACUGUUCGAAACGAAAACCCUCAGUGUGCACUUUGCACCCGAAACCGUGAAGAUAACGAUCGAUCCGCCCGAGUUGAAGCCCGGCGUGGAGGCAACGCUAAUCUGCGACUCCAGCUCCAGCAAUCCACCGGCGAAAAUAUCCUGGUGGCGCGACGGCAUCGCAGUGCAAGGUAUAAAUAACUCGUCCAAACCGGGCCUGUGGGGAGGAACCGUGUCGUCACUGGAGCUAAAAGUAAACAUCACUCAGGAUAUGAACGGAAAUGUCUAUACGUGCCAAAGUUCGAACGAGGCGCUGCAGCGCAGUGUGCACGAGGCAGUCAAUUUGCAAGUGCUAUAUCCGCCCAAAUUCUCGCCGCCUCCAUCGUCCACCGCCGUUGGGGUCGAGGGCGAAUCGCUAACCGUCGCCAUGGUAGCCACCGGUAAUCCCAUGUCCAUCGCCUACACCUGGACCAAGGACGGCCAGCCGAUACUAUCGUCCGGUGUCCAACGGAUCGUUUCCGAGGGUCCCAUCCUGAACAUUACCAAGCUGACACGGAACGACGCCGGAAUCUAUACGUGCGAGGCUGUCAAUUCCCAGGGCGCGGCGAUGAUUAAUAUCACAGUUGUGGUUGAGUAUGGCGCAUCGAUAAAAUCCAUCUCCGAGAACGUGAUCGUAAAUCCCGGCGAGGAUGCAAUGCUUUCAUGCACCGUUGAAGGCAAACCAUUGAACGAGGAACACAUUCGAUGGGAACGAAUCGGGUACGACAUGACGAUAAAAACGUCCACCACGUAUGCCAACGGAACCAGCUAUCUGCACAUCAAGGAUGCACGGCGCGAGGAUGUUGGCAAUUUCCGCUGUAUAGCCGAUAAUCGCGUUGCGAACCCGACCAGCCGUGAUGUUUUAUUGAUUGUGAAAUUCAUUCCCGAGAUUGAUAAAUCUCCACCGAUGCUCCGCGCGGCAGCCAGUGCCGGUGAGCGUGGCCGUCUUCCCUGCCGAGCCCAGUCGGCGCCCCGUCCCAAGUUCUACUGGUCCCGAGCCGGUCAGGGCCUGAACGUAAACCAAACGGCAAAAUACUACGUCGAGAACAAACAAAUCGACUCGUUAACGUACGAAUCGAUCCUGCUCAUCGAACGGGUCGCCUCCAGCGACUAUGGACUGUACGAGUGCACCGCACGAAACGAACUCGGAAGUGUCAAGGAAAGCGUCCGGCUGGACGUCACCUCGCCGCCCGAUUCGCCGCUCAGUUUGAACGUUCUGAACGUGACCCACGACACGGUAACGCUCGCAUGGACCCCAGGCUUCGACGGCGGAAUGAAGGCGAACUAUCGAGUGCGAUAUCGGGAGGCCAACAGCGACCACUACCGGUACGAGGAUAGUCUUCCAAACUCGCACAAACUGACCAUCACCGGGCUGCGGAUGAAUACGCUGUACGCGUUCUCGGUGAUGGCCUCGAAUGCACUCGGUUCCAGCAAGUAUCUGCCCGAUUUGACCCGAGCUCAAACGAAAGACACCCCUCCGUCUCAGCCAGCUUCCUCCCUCGGAAGUAAACCCUCGACUGGUCCCCCACCGUCCACAAUUGGAGCGUCCGGCCUGUUGCUCCUGAUAGGUGUCGCUGCCGGUAUUUGCCUGGUUCUGCUCAAUAUCCUGCUCAUCGGAUGCUGCAUCCAUCGGCGCACCAGCCACAAACGGGUGAAAAGGGGACCCGAACCGAUGCCGUCGGAGCUGGCGGAAAAGGCGGAACUUCCGAGUUUUGUCAUUUUCUGCAUCGCCCUCGCCGGCCUCUGCCUGCUGGUGGUGAAUGCCGGCCUGGUCGCGUGGUUCAUCAUCAAGAAGCGAGCCAAAGAUUCAUCCAAUCAGAACAGCAAAUCCGCCACCAUCGAGAUGUACGCCCCAAGUUCAUACAAUGACACCGUUACAGGCGAAACACUGUCCAGCGUGUCGGAGAAGAGCGAUUCCUACUCGAACGAUGGCAGUCAGCCCGAUUACAUGGAUGAAACCCGCAAGAAAGCUGCCUCUACAUAUCUGGUGGAGAACUCGGAUAUGCCGCCACCACGCUAUCAGAAAGAUGGCACUCUGCCCCACUAUCCAAACAACAUCAAUGCAGCUCACACCCGCACUUUGCCUCACCCACGGCACAAUAAUGUCGGUUACGAGCCGCGAAGUCGCGACGAUCAGCUGAUAGGGAAGAGCAACUACGUCACAGCACCGUCCCCGGGACCCCCACUGGAUGGGUCCUAUUACAACAUGAAUAGCGACCGGUACCUGUCCUAUCCACCAAUGGACUAUCCUCCGAUGGAGUUCUCGACGCCACCACUUCCGGUGAUACCGGCACUGCCAACCAACACGAACGGUACGCUGCGGAGGGGUACCCGAGCGAUGGUUCCCCCACCGGAUGUGACGCACCACACGCAGCAUACGGUCAAAUCGAUGCACGACAGUUCCGCCUCUUCGGGUGGACUGAUGAACAUCUCCCAGGUAUCGCAAUCGACACCGAAGCAGCCCCAAGGUAUCCUGAAGGAUCCGAACAAGCGCAACCAACAGCAGCAGCAGCAGCAACAACAACAACACCAGCAGCAGCAGUCCGGUGGACAUCCCCAGCCAGGGAUGAACCACCUGAACAGCAUCGGCGGGGGACUGCAAAUGCUGGGCAUUCAGAAUCCCUCACCCGUGCCAAUGGGCGGUCCCGGCCUGAUGCCCGUCAGCGGAGGCUCGCUGGUGGCGGGAGGCAGUAGUUUAGGUAACAAUUUGCUCAUUGGAACGUACGAUCCGAGCAGUACGAAUCUGAGCUCUUUCAACGCGUCGCUCGGUUAUACGGACGCCGACGGACACCUAGUGUAGGCAGUUCUUAAGAUAAUAAUUACUAAAUUAGUAGUCUAGGAAUUUUUGGUUAAAGUGGAACCCAGCCGCGUUACGAGAGGGAGGAUAUUAACGGGUUGUGUCAAGACGGUCCGUUGUUGGAAACACUGAACUGAAACAAAAAAAAAAUCUAGAACAGAACGGAGAACAAAAGUAAAAAAACACGCUGAGACUUAUGAAAGUUUGCAGAGAGAGAGAGAGAUAGAGAGCAUAGCGAACGCGGAAUGAACAGAAACACAAAGAGAAUUAAGACAAAGAUAAUUCUAUUAAAACAAUCAUUUUAACCUUAACGUAAUUAUUGUAAAGUGAGUUGAAUUGUUGAGUUUAGUCUGGCAUAUGUGCGGGUUGAGAGAGAGUUGAAAAUGUUGAUUUUUGUACACGUUACGUGGAAGUGGCGAUUGAUUUGCUGUUAGUCAUUACCUCCCACACUUUUAAGGCGUUUAAACGCGACGGAAUAUAUGAUCCCCGUUGUGCUGCUUGUUUUCUGCUUCUGUUAAUGUUUUAGAGACGGUGAUAAGCUGGAAUACUGUUACUGCGUUAUGCACCUUGUGACUGAGUAAGUAAGAAUCGAUCAAAGUUGGGAAAUGUUUUUGGUGUCUUCCGAAGGGAGGUUUUCAUUUGCACGAUGAUGAUGAACAAUAAUGCAACUUAAAAAGGGGUGAACAGAAUGUCGGAUUGAGUGAUGCUUUACCUGAAAUACAACGAAAAUAAUCUAGUAUAAGUGAAAGAAAACAGUGAACAGUUUCGAAAAGACACUCGAAAAGAAGAUUGAGCGAGUGGAGUUUUGAACGACCAAGUUAGAACGGUUGUGACGUUUAUAAGGAGGAAAAAUGUUCUUAACAAUGUUCAUCCAGUCAGCGCACCGAUCUUUGUAUCUUCAAGCUUAGAUUAUUUAUCAAUCAAUCGGUCAAGAGGGAGGCGGUCAAAACAAAAUAUCCCUGUUCAUUGCCAUUUUAGGCGAUACUACAAGAUUUCACACUACACCUGAGUAACGAUACGGAAGCUAACCCAAAACUGAAGUAUUCUGAAGUAUUGAGAAUACCCUUGAUGGGAACACGAGUAUGACAAACUUGCCAACUUUUCGACACACAGCCUCACAUGAAAAUUGGUAUACUUAAUUCAUCAGGAACUGCAAUGCUAGUCUUAGCAUUGCCAUCGAGUAUCCUAAUGGUCAAAGUGGCCUAGAUGAUAGAUCCAUCAAUGAAGAUGGGUCUAUUAUCCUGAAAAAAAAAAAAACUGCAAAUACGUAGGUCUUCAUUCACCACCUUUUACACCUUCUUCUUAUCCCCAGCCCUAACAUUUUUCUCUUCAGGAGUGGCAUAGUCUGCAAGAAGGACAAAUCUGAGUCCAACAGGUAUGAGAUUAAAUAUCGAACACAUCGCUACCAGGAACUGAGUGACCGUUAGAAUAUGUGUUUUUACUAGCGGGGCAGUCCUCUAGUACUACUUUCAAGGUUCAAUAGGAUAUCCUAGAUCGCUAGCGUCAAGUUUUACUAGGUAGCUAACGGGUGGAAUCCAAACUAACGCUUGUUCAAAAGCUUCUCUCUUUUAAGUACCAAUUUUCUCAUACAGCUGAGUGGCGUUAUGGGUAAGGGGAAGUGGGGGCAUAGUGGUCCGCCUAAGGAUUAUGCCCAUUUUUUGCGCCCACAUACCGCUUCAAUCCCCGUUUUUUGGAAGAAUAUUGUAGUUCAACUCAUUGUUGUUCAAGAUAGCAAGCGACUUUUACUAUAAAAAUUUAAAAUAGUACAUUUUUCGUCACUGGAAAGAAAGUUGAAAAAUCGAACUUUUUUUUGACCGGGAGGUAAAGUAGUCACUCGCAUAUAUUAUCCUGAAGGGUUAGAUUUAAGCGUUUUUUCGUCCAAAUUUGUUGAAAUCAUUAUUGAAAUAGUAUGAACAUGUAUACAAUUAGCUUGGCCUAUUCACCUAGAGUUGUAAUUUAAAUUUUCUCAUACAUAAAAAACGUAGUAAGAAACACAUUACGUUUCGCAUAAUGGGGCUUGGUUUAGUUGGGGUGGCGUAGUUUUUCCUUGGUCAAAGCCACAAAGGGACCCCUUUAAGAGCAGAAUGUGAUAAGGUAUAUCAGCUUCAGUAAACAGAACAUUGUAAGUCAUUAUCCACCACCAUUGAUCACUUUGCCCCCAAACAUCAAAGUAAUUUAUAUUUGAGUUAAUAGCUAAGAUUGAACACAAUACUUGUUCACCUCUCCUAGAAUAUGUGAAAAGUCGUCCAAAGUAAUGAUUUGUCCAAGAUAUCAGAUUGAAUAAACUAAAUUUCACGAAAAAUUCCUUAGAUACGAUGCGCACAAAACUACGGCCGAAUGGCUAUCGAGAGCGCGAUUUCGGUUUUUAUUUAUAUUUUGACAUGCGACAACCCUACUGAAGUACAGGGUGGCUCAAUUAUCAUUAAAUUCUUCAAACAUAAGGUGACUAUCAAUACGGCAUCUGUAGUCAAUAGUUAUACUAUCAAACAAGUAGGUGACUUCUUUGCCGCCAGUGACCAAUUUACCCCCACUACCCCUAUGCCGUAUGAGUGAUAAUUUCUGCACCAUUGAGCAAUGUCACAUUCUCAAAAAUUUCGGUUUCGAGUCCCUGAGAGUCUUAAACUAUGUUAAUCAUCGAUCCAGACCCACUAGUAAUGUAGCCUGGAUCCAUCUCUGUCCAGGUACGGGUCAAUUUUUGUCUGAGAUUUACUGUACUCGGGUGGCGUUUGGACAGGUCUUAGCCUUCAUGACGCGCCAUACCGAGUAAUCCAGCGGAUUAUUUCAAAAUUUUAUCAUACUGCUCCGAGUGAUUGUAAACAAACAACGCUUCAAUUUAUUUUUAUAUAGUGCAGGGACUCUCAAACUAUUUUGGACAAUUUCCAUUUCAUUCAUUUUCCAGAAUGAAGUGAUAGCAUCGACCCCCAAUGUCCUGGAAAAAAGGUAAUGAAGAUGGUCGAGUUUCGAGCGACAUAGCAUGCGCUGCCAUAACUAUUUCGCAAAUAGUGACGUCAGUCGUUGUGUUUGUAUUUGAUUGCCCACCGCAUCCAUGUAAAAAUGCUAUUUUCAGGAAGUAAAUUAUCAAUUAAAGACGUACAUUUUUGUAGAGCUCCCGCUGAAUAUGAGGCUAAUGUGAUAGCGUGGAGUGAAUAUUUGUGAAAUCACGUCGAAAAAGACAGAUAAAGGUGAUAUUUCCAAGUGCCAGGGGAUUUUUUCAGAUGUUUUCACUUUGUACGAAAAAAUGUCAUCACAGUCAUAUUGAAGGAAACUAAAAUUCAUAAGUUAAUUUUGGACAAUGCUUGAUAGAUUAUUCAAGGUUUAUAAUAAUUGUUGUAUAUAGAGCAUUCAUUAAACUUACCUUGAGGUUUUGAUGUUUAUUUCAAUAAAUGUGAAAAAUAAUAUACUAAAUUUAGAAAUGAAGUAAUAGAUGUUCUAUGAAGGUGGGCUAAAUAGAUUUUAAUGGCAAAAAAUAUAAUGGAUAACUCUUAUUUGCCAUUUUUUUUUAAAUAACUCAAUUUGUUUAUUUCAUCUUUGAAGUUUUGGCUAAUUAUUGUGAAACGGUAUGUAAACGGAAAACCUUUGAUUGUGAAGUGGUCGUGAAAAACAAGUGAGUGAAUAACACCGAGAUAAAACUCUCGAUUGAUUACUUAUGCCAAAAGUAAGCAAGUGACACUGAUAAAAUGUGAGUGGAUGACCCUAAGACAAAAGUUUUAUUUUUUUGGGCCAAUUUUAUGAAACAAAUAUCUCCGAAAAAUUCACAUACACUAUCAUACUGAAAUGCCUUCACAUACUUUAUAAUAUCUUCAAAAUGUCUUCAAAAUGAAAAGAUGUCUUCAAACCUGGCGUCUCGGGCUAUAGCAUUUUCGGAAAAUGUACAUCCAGGAAUUCCAUACAAACAGCUUUUUCGGUAUAGUGCAAAUUGUAUUUCGAAGAUUCCAUUGUAGAGUUUUAAAAAAUGGCUAAUACAUUCAAUUUGAUGCUAUUUGCAAAAAUGAAAUACUUCUUCUUCUUCUUCUUUUUGGCUUUAAGAGGGUUUAAACUUUUCAGUUCAUUCGCCUCUAAAAAAAUGAAAUACUUUUGUUUUCUAAUUUCGCUCAUGUUAGGAAAAAUCUCAUGUAAAGUUGUAUUUUUUUCAAAAACAUUUUUCAUAAAUUGCUCCUCAUAUGAUUUCUUUCAGUAGUUAAAUCAACGGCAUCACUGUGACCAGUGUAUGACGUGAUGUGAUGAGUGAUGACGGAUGAAAACUUAACGAUUUCAUCACGUUUGAGUUGCCUCAAUGUGCAGAACUGAGUUGGAGAUGCGGUUGACAUAGAUCGGGUUGCGGUUGCCCAAUGUGUAGAAGGCCUAACAUUUUCCAUUGUUUUAGUUGUUUUAAUCAAUAAAUCUGGAAAAUGUCGAAGCGAAAAGUGCUCACGGAGAGAUAAGAAAGACAAAUCGAUGUACAGUCAAUCGCAAAAUUAAGUAUACACCCCGUGUUGGUUAGUUAUUUUUGAGUUUUUCGGGGUUAAAAUGUAAAUAACUAAAAGCGACUCAUGUUCAUCGUAAAAUCGAUCGUUUUCACUCUCAUGUAGUGAUAAGAUAAAAAUUAAAAUGGUCACAUUUCUACUUCAUGUGUGAAAAACAAACAAAAAAUCUUCGAUUCAGACGUUGCAAAAUUGAGUGUACAGUUCAAGUUUUUCUUAAAAAGAAAAUUGAAAUCAGUUCAGAAAUGUUAACAGAUAACAAAAAUCAAUCCCCUAGUAUUUGGCAUGACCCCCCUUUGACGUCCAGCACUUCCUGCAAGCGACGAGGCGAGAUGUCUGUUCACUGUAAACGGAAGUGCCUCCCAGAUCUUCUUAAUCGUCGUUUCGAGUUCCGCUUUGUUCCCUGGACUUUUAUUCUUCAGAUGGUUCUUGAUUUCCCACCAAAGAAACUCAAUAGUGUUGAAGUCCGGUGAUUUCAGAGGUGUUUUGAGUUUAUUGGGACAUUAUAGAGCAGUUAUUCCCGCAUGUUGAGGUCAGUUUGCUCCGGGUCAUCAUUCUGUUGAAAGUUCGAGGAUGUUUAAUGAACCCAUCUUGUCCAUCGCCAUCGAUAAACUCCAUGGUUCCAGUUCCAGAAGCCGCCAUCGUACCAUACAUCAUUUGACUACUGCCACCGUGUUUUACUGAGGGAACCAAAUGCUGAAUCUGAAGCACCAGUUCUGGUUUCCUUCGCACUACCUGUCCUUCAUCCGAUUCAAAGAGAUUGGUUUUCGUCUCAUCCGUAUAAAGGACCUUGUUCCAAAACUCCUCAGGUCAGUUUACAUAUGCCUUAGCAAAAUGUAGUCGUUUUUUCGUCGUUGAGAUGAAAGACCUCUCAGAUUGUUCCUGUAUGCUGCUCUCCGGACAGUGUCUGUGCUGACAGGUCUUCCAAUGAUGCCGACUACUUCGGUAGUCAAUUUAGGAAUGUUUGUUUUAGAGUUCUUUCGGAAUGUACGCACAAUUACUCGUUCAUCAUCAGAGGAUGUGUCUUCUGCUCGUGAGAUUUGCAACUAUUCCUUCGUAUUUCCACUUGUUUGUGAUUUUCUUUGCUGUAUAGUGGGUUCUUCCGACUAUAUCUGCUAUUUCCUGCAAUGUCUUUCCACGACAAUUCAUACUUAUUAUCACUGUACGUGUAACAAUAUCUCUUUCUUUUCUCUUACUUGCCAUUUUGAUAAAAACUUUUUCUAACAUCAAUAAAAAACAAAAACCAACACUGCCCAAGCAAUGUUGACACCAAUCACUGACGAAAAAAAGAACGCUAAUUCGCAAAGAUCUUACUUACAAGGUUAAUUUGUUCGGAGAAAUUCAAGGUGUACACUCAAUUUUGCGAUAGACUGUAUUUCACCCAGAAAUUGUUGGUUUCAUAGAAACUGCUCGUCGGAUUGGACGAUUCCGUCAAGUAGUGCUCAAUUAAGAAGAAGAGAGCUCCACGUAAAUCGAAGCUCUUUGACCGGGAUAAGCGGGGAAUAGUUAGAAAAGCUUCGAAUUCCUCAAAAUCGCUUAUGCAAAUAAAGCAAUCUUUGAAUUUAAAUGUUCCCCGGGAGACAGUUCGUCAAAUUUCGUUAAAAAGUCCUUUCAUAAAGAGGGCCAAAAAAGUUAAAGCUCUUAACACUCCUGUACUCGCGCGAAAAAUCGUAACUCGUGUACUCACAGACUGUGCACGUCUCUGUAAUAUUACUAUUGUGUAUUUCAGGCGUUGUUGGUAUUUAUCAAAAAAAAAAGAUAUAAUUUAAUUGAAAUAAGUUCAGAAACAAUUUUUUUUACUUCAUUCAGUUUUAAUAGCCAUUUAAGUCAGCCAUCGCAUUCAUUCUCGGUCGAUCAGACCUAAGCGCGAGUAUAGGAAGGUUAUUAAUCUUACACCAUCUGACAUCGAAAGACGUCUGAGUUUUGCCAAAGCUUGCAUGAACCGACAGUGCGACAGUCUUCAAUGUGAGACGGAUUUUUUUCAUUUCUGUACCGGGGUGUAGGUUCAAAGUUUCGGAAGCGAGAGAGUGACGCUGGACUGCAAGGUUUUGAACGUUAAUACCUCUUCACCGGCUGAAUGGAGUGGUAUAAUAAUCACUUCAUCCGAAAGAUAAAAUGUCAAAGGGUUAUAUGAUUGUCGCUUAUUGGUCUAAAAAACGUUUCAAUAGCUCAAAAAUUGCUUUGAAAGCAAGCUAUUGAAGUCAUAACAAUCUAGCUCAUUGAUGAUGAUUGGUGAUCGCAAUGUGUUCCCGAACACCGAUGCAAAAAUCUAGGCACCUGGAGAUACCGUCAUAGCGGAUACAUGCAAGCUGUGAUUUCAUUUGCUCGCUUGCAUUAGUUUUUGGGAAACCAUAGCGGACAGAUGCAAGGCGUGAGUACAUUUACUCGCAUCAGUUUCUGUUCUACUUUCGCAUGGAACCGUCAUGAAAAAUUGUUUGCGUGUGAAUGCGUCCGAGCGGAAGAAUAUUCGCACCCAUUUCCGCAUUCGACUUGAUGUUCCCGUGAUGCAAUUCAAUAGCAUCAGUUUCUGUUCUGCUUUCGCAUGGAACAGUCAUGAAAAAUUGCCACAUCACGAUAAAAACGAAAUGAAUUUUAUGUAAGGUUAGAUAGACUUUGUUUCAUUUUCACCGUGAAAUGACGCCCUCAGUUUCUAUUCUGCGCAUGGAGUGAUAAUGAAAAAUCUUGUGUUAUUCUCACGAAAACAAAAAUGGAUCUCGUAUCAAACAUCUUCAGUUGCUUUUACAAGGCAACUCAAAUUCCAUCGGUUCGUUUCGGGACCACCAACAAGUUCGAAAGAAGGAAUUUUAUGUUAAUAACAAUUCCAUCCUUAUACUCAUCCACCCACACACUAAAAAGAAAAACUUUCAUCUUUCAAAAUAUUCUUUCAUUCAUUAAGAUUUUUUUUAUUUAUUCAAUCGUUUAUUUUUACAGGCUCAAUAACAUAAGUUUGAAGGAGCCAGACUCUUAACUAUAUUUUAACUAGAAUAUACUAACAUAUUUCCUUAAUUCUAUGGUUAAUAAUAUAGGAAACCGAUUACUCGCGGUCGACUCGAGUUUAGAACGGUGACACAUUUUCAUUAGGAAAAGGAUGGGGUUUAAGGAGAUUGUAACAAUGUUCACCUUUAAUUAAUUGAUUCAGAUGCAAUUUCAAAUAAAUGAUUACCGAGCCAACGGUAGUCCUACGUCUACCUUGCGGUUAUAUCACAGAUAUAACCCACUUCUUGUUUUUUCACUAUUAACUUCGCUAAAUUAUCAUCAGUGACGAAAAAAGUUAAAUUUUAAUGGCCCGGAUGGUUUUAAUGGGUACUGGCGUAACUUGCGGAAGGAGGAACAGCAUUUUUGAACCUGGAACUUUGGUGGAAGCAAGUGCAUGUUUUGGGUGGUAUUCUGUGUAACCGGAAAACUCAAGAUAGCAUUCUUGAUGAAAAGCAAGGAUUACAUACAUGUUCUGGAAUCCUCUCUCCUACCGUUUUUAUGUAGAUAUCGUCGCAAAAAAAUCACAUUUCAGCAAGACAAUGCCGUCAUUAAUACCAGCAAGGAAACUAAGCAAUGGAUUAAAGAUUAAAUACUUGCCUGGCCAGCUAGUUCCCCAGACUUGAAUCCCGUUGAAAAUCUUUGGGGAUCCGAGUAUGCAGAAUCUACACUGAAGAAAAGCAGUACACCACGGUUGAUGAACUCAAGGCCGCAAUUUCGGAUACAUAGGAAAAUUUCGAGAAAUCCGUUCUGCAAAAUUUGGUAAAUAGUAUGUCAAAACGAAUUUAUUUUGUUAAAAUUCUAACUGUUUGCGAUACAGCAAAAUAUAUUCAAGGUGGUCUUAUAAAAGUUGGGCAGAGUGUACUUAUCACGCAUACGGCAUAAUCGCUGACACAAGAUAUUUUUUUCCUUGAACCUAGGGAUUGGUAUGAGAAUCCCAGUCAUUCACACUUUGAGAAUGCUACCGCAUAUCCAUACAUAAAGAUCCAUUGAUGUGACGUCAACAAAAGGGCUUAUCUUCAGCCAUUCCAAACCAACUCGGUAUUUUUGUAGAAAUCGACCAGGAAUCAUCGAAUCAAAUAACACAAUGAAGAACUUCGUACGAAAUUUUAUAUUUAUGAAGUGAUAAUUAAAAUAAUUAAUUUUAAUUAUCUAUUGCGGAAUUCUUUCAAGGAUUGUUACAGUCUAUUCAAAUUUAAUUUUCUAUUUUCUCAUACAGUCCAGAAAUAAGUGCAUACAUUUUGGUCUUCCUUCUAGACAUUUCUUCGAAAUUUAUGAAUAAAGCUGGCCAGAAUGACAGCAUGUCAUUGCCGUGACUUGUAUUCAACAAACUUAACUGUAGUUUCUGGUGCGAUUUUGUUCCACUUAGUUGCAAUGACAGGGUCUUUCAGAUUAAACGCUCACGCAACAACUUUUAAUAACUUCUACUAAAGUGAUCCGAUUUUUAUAUUAAUAAAACGAAAAUAAAGCUUAUUUUAGGACAUUUUCGAUGACGAUGACUUUUUUCGAUAACGCGUUUUAAACGGUGAACAAAAUUCUUCAUGCACAGCUCUAACAUUAUGACUUUGAUGCUGUUGAAAGUUCCUCCCCAAUUUUGUGGCUUUUUAACGGUCCUUCACGUACCCACAGAGGAAGUAAUCGACGAUGAGAAAUGGUGAAAUUCUUACCAUAAGAGGAAAAAGUUUCAUUAAGGCUUCGGUUGCUCGAGUAAUACGAUUUCACUAAAAAUACACGUUCUUGUAAAUUGUACAUCUUGACGCUAAAAACCAUCCGAUCGGACUGAACGAGUAGCCGAAUAUUAUCGUCCCGAAGAGGGGAAUGCAGUGUUACCAACGACGGAGCAAAAACAAAAUUAUGAGGAGCUAUCCGAUUCUUUUGCGUGAGCGUUCAAUCCCUGAAUCCCUGAGCGUUUAAUCCCUGACCAAUACAUGCAAUAAAUAUAGUUAACGUAAUCCUACGUUAACUAUGCGGUCAUAUCUCGGACACGACUCUUCAACUUUUUUGUGUGAUUUUGAACUAUUUCCAUCAUCCAUCUACAGAGUUUGUUCGGUGUGAGUCUACUAGGGAUAAGUUUCGGAAUUGUUUUAUGUCGCAGUAAUAAAUCAAAGUUACUUCUGCGUGUAAUGGUCAUUUGACAUGAAUCCUGAAAUUUCCCGAUUUAAUUCUGGUAAUUUUGUUCGAUGAAAUCCUUUGUAUUGAUAUUCUUUCCAGUGAUCAUGGAAUCAACUGAAGAUAUGCCCUAGUAUCGCAUUUGACAACAUAAAAAUUGGUACCAGUUGUAACUGUAAUCUUAUUGAAAAUUCUAUUCAAGUUUUUCAUUGAAUAACUUCAAAAAUCAGUUUUCCUGUAAACACUUUUUUUUCUUGGUUAUAUAAUUCAUCUCUCCGUCUGGAAGACACCAAAAAUUGUUAAUCACGCGCAAACAUCGAUCACAUAAUCCUGAUUGGUCUUGAGAGAAUAAUAUUCCGCUCGGAAAACUUGUUGAGAAAUCCAAAUUAAAGCGCCUCAUUAAGUAAUAUUUAUUUGUUAUCCAGAGAAAGAAAAUCAUAUAGUUGGGGAGUCACAAAACGAAAUCACAUCCAAAUUAUAGCUAAAGAAAGGUUAAGCAAGCAAACAUAACGAAAUCAAAUCCCCGUUCGUCGCAACUAAGUGAAGCUUCAAGCUUAUCCAAAUGAGCAAACAAACAAAAACAAAACGAACAGAAACAGAUGUCUCCCGUGUGAGCAAAACAAACAAACACACAUCCAAACAAAACAAAAAUCAAGUCAACAAAGAGUGAAAUAAGAAUAAUACAAUUUUAUGUGUAUACACGUCUCUGUGUCCGUUUGUGCAAAAACAGAUUAAUACAUUAGAAGAAUCGGGAACGAAGGGAACGUGACGUUCGUUGUGAUGCGCGGAGUCCAGGAGUGCGAGAAAAAGAAUGAAUAUGAAACAAAAAACAAGUACUCACAUUAUGCCAAUUAUUAAGUUUAAAACGAGUUUAAAACAUUUACACAAACACACACACACAUACACACUGGCAGCGCGAGCAGGCGAGGUUGGGAGAAAAAUGACACGAAAAUUAAACACUGUAAAUAGCAUCCAAACUGGCAAACUCGAAGCUAAGAGAUAAUGACAAAAAAUGUAAAUCAAGCAGGUGAAACAAAACGCAUGGCGCCAGUCGCCAAUCGCAGCAGAGAAGUAUUUUAUUUAUAGAUAAAGUCAUUAAAGAAAAUAAAAUAAUUGAUUUUUUAAUCUUUGCGGAAACAAAACAAUAGGAAAUUAAAGAAUAGCGAAAGAGAAUGAAGCGAAGGCAGAAAUGCGCACGCGAGGAGGACAGAAAGUGUAAAUAUUUCUUGUAUUAUAUUAUCGACUCUAUAAGUAUAACAGAUAAAUACUUUCAAAAAGUUUUUAAGAGGGAACGAGAAACAAAAAUUUAUAUACAUGUAUUAUACUGAUCAACAGAGAGGUUUGAUUUGAACUUUCCACCUGAUCGCAAAACAUGCUGAUCUGUGACAAGAAGAAAGAAACCCGUAGAAAAAAAAAUCACAACAGAGGAAUAAUAUGAGGUAUCAGGGAUUAAUUCACAUAAAAAACAGGUCAGAUUCUCAUCAUGUAUGAAUUUGCUACCACGACAUCAAGAGAAAAAAAAAGUAACAAAAGUAAAACGCAGCAUUUAUGAUAGUCAAUUUUCCCUACCCCUUGAAACAGUUUCGGUUGAAUUUCAUGAUAACUUACUCUUUCUCUCUCGUAAGGAAGACAACAAACAUGAUUAGCGAAUUUCUUAUCUUCUUAGACAAUAAUGAAUUAACCAAAUAAAAAAAAGGAAAAAGAACGAGCGACAGAGGAAACGGAUCAAGAAGCUAUCCAAGCAUACAAAUGAUGAGUCCAAUGUUGGGAGCAAGAUUGGAACCGUUUUUAAAAACAGCGAACAGUUUGAGAUUAGUUCAACCGACGUUUUAACAUGACUUGAGUUUUCAAAACGCAGCAGCAUCAGCAGCAAAAAAACACUCAGAUUCAAAUACCUCAAUUUGUCACAGUCUAGAGAAAAAUGGCCCGAGGAAGACAUGCCACUCACACAAUCAAGCAAACGAAAAACGCGAAAACCCCUUUACCCCUUUUUUAGACAGUCGUUAUUUGUAAAUAGCGCUCGCGAGGGCACAAAACAAACGCAAAUGCAAAAGCAUCUCCAUCAAAUGAUCUGCCAAAGAGAAACAUUUUUAAAAAUGUUGACAUUUUAUUUUUAAUUGUUUUGUGUGAACGAACCGCAAACGAAGCGAACACAUUUUAAUUUAAGUCGUUUAAGCAUUUUACAUUUAGUCACUACGUUUUAAGCAGUACCUCUACUCUACUAGUUUUGGAAUAGAUAUGCUGAGCGGAACGGGAGCUUAACCGUACUAAAAAUACUCGUAUAGCAGACGGCGUCCAAUUCGCUGGUUUUAAGUUUUAAACUAUCGCGACUAACACUCGAACCCUACUCGAAGGAGAAUUAGCCUUACAUUGAUUAAUUUAUUGCCUUCACACGAACUCUGCGCUAAGCCGCGGAUAAGUUUUUGAUUUUUCGAAAUGAUCUCACAAUCUGACCGCAGACCCCAUACACAAACACACACAAGUGCAGACCUUUAUCGGUUAGUCGAUUCAUUACAUCAAAUAUACGAUCCGAUGAAUUGGAGCGAAAGCAACAAUUCUUGUUAGAUAGUCAAAUGAACAAAAUAAAAAAAAAUCAAUAACCAACUCUACACACUGAAACGAAACACGAACACAAUCAAGAAGAAACGUUGAGCCAAAUUAGGUGAAAGAAGAAAUGCAAAAGUUUCCCCUCAUAACUUUCAAUUUCAAAUGUAAAAAAAACAUCAUUUGUAUUUAUUUUACUGGCCACCCAAGCAAUUCCUACAAUUCACAAUCCUUCAUCCCAGAAAACCACACUCACACAUACUGAGAAAACAGAUACAACAGCCCAAAAGAGAGAAAAGAACAAACCUAUUGUACAGAAAGCGUAUGAAUCGAACACAUUUUCUAAACAAAUUGGAAAACGGAAGAGCCCGGCGGCUGAAAAUGCGAAAUUGUAAAAACAAACCGACAGACAGACAAAAAAAGGGAUGGUUGAAAACCGCCCUCACGCGCAUAUACGCAGGUAUGACAUAGUUAAAAGUAAGAGCAGAAGAAAGAGGAAGAGUCGUCAGAGAAAGAGAGGAAAUAGUCGGAAGGAGAAGAAAAAAAAACAAAUUUUCUGUCAAGUAU